AUGGCAGCGAAAGAGAAGCACAGUUUAAGUUUCAUCGAAAACUUUGCACUCAGUGGUCUUGCUGCUGUUGUCUCAAAAACAGCAGCUGCACCUAUUGAACGUGUAAAAUUACUCGUACAAAAUCAAGGUGAAAUGCUUAAACAAGGUACACUCAGUCGUCCGUACAAUGGUGUUAUUGAUUGUACUAUGCAAACGUUCAGAAAUGAAGGACUCUUUCCAUUUUGGCGAGGCAAUUUGGCUAAUUGUAUUCGAUAUUUUCCAACCCAAGCUUUAAAUUUUGCCUUCAAAGAUAAAAUCAAAGUAAUGUUUAAACAAAAUAAAAAUGAUCCAUAUAUGAUCAACUUUGGUAAAAAUGUAGCAAGCGGUGGUGUAGCUGGUGCAUUAUCAUUAUGUUUUGUCUAUUCACUUGAUUAUGCACGUACACGUUUAGCUAAUGACGUUAAAAGUACAAAGAAAGGUCAAGGUGAACGUAAAUACAAUGGUCUCGUUGAUGUCUAUAAGAAGACUUUGGCAACUGAUGGUAUUGUUGGUCUUUAUCGUGGUUUCGUUAUAUCAUGUGUUGGUAUUGUUAUUUAUCGUGGAUGUUAUUUUGGUUUCUAUGAUACAUUAAAACCAAUUUUACUUGGUCCAGAUGCUGGUAUUAUGUUAUCAUUUUUACUUGGUUAUGGUGUAACAGUCACAUCAGGUCUUAUAUCAUAUCCAGUCGAUACAAUUCGACGACGUAUGAUGAUGACAUCGGGUCAAGCUGUUAAAUAUAAAGGAUCAUUAGAUUGCACGUUCCAAAUUUUACGUACUGAAGGUGUUAUGGCAUUAUUCAAAGGAGCUGGUGCCAACAUUCUUCGUGGUAUUGCUGGUGCUGGUGUUUUAGCUGGUUUCGAUUCACUUGUACAACUUUACGCUGGCAUUAAAGUCGAUACUAGCGGAGGUUAA
Messenger RNA from Rotaria sp. Silwood2, 930 nucleotides. NCBI's taxonomy places the organism in Eukaryota, Metazoa, Rotifera, Eurotatoria, Philodinida, Philodinidae. The record is from the annotation of a GenBank genome assembly.